UUAAGAGCUGACAUUCAGUUUGUAUGCAAGCGUUGCAAAGGUGAGAUUAUAGAGAAUGAAGUAUUUCCAGCUUCAAUGAUGUACAACAGUGGCUCGUGAGAGAUAGUUGAGAACUUCUGUUACUUGGUGAUAUGUUGGGCAGUGAAGGGGGUGAUGGAAGAAGUGUUACUUGCAGGAUAGGUUCUGCUUGGAAAAAGUUCAGAGAGUUACUUCCUUUGUUGACUAGCAGAGUCCUGUCAAUUGAGUUAAAAGGUAGGUUGUAUGAGUCCUGUGUAAGAAGUGUUAUGUUGUACGGGAGUGAGACAUGGGCAGUGAAGCAGGAAAAUCUUGACCGUUUAGAAAGGAAUGAUAUGAGAAUGGUUAGGUGGAUGUGUAACGCCAGUCUGAGAGACAGAAAGAGUUCAGAUGAGCUAAGAAGCAGUCUCUGUAGAAUUAAAGAUGUUAUCCAGAUAAGAAGAUUAAAUUGGCUGGGGCACUUGGAAAGAAUGAAGGAGGAUAAUUGGGUAAGAAAGUGCAGAGACUUGAUAGUUCCUGGGGCAAAGCCCAGAGGAACUAUCAAGUCUCUACACUUUCUUACCCAAUUAUCCUCCUCCAUUCCUUCCAAGUGCCCCAGCCAAUUCAAUCUUCUUAUCUGGAUAACAUCUUUAAUUCUACGGAGACUUAGCCUGCUUCUUAGCUCAUCUGAACUCUUUCUGUCUCUCAGACUGGCAUUACACAUCCACCUAACCAUUCUCAUAUCAUUCCUUUCUAAACGGUCAAAAUCUUCCUGCUUCACUGCCCAUGUCUCACUACCGUACAACAUAACACUUCUUACACAGGCCUCAUACAACCUACCUUUUACCUCAAUUGACAGGACUCUGCUAGUCAAUAAAGGAAAUAACUCUCUAAACAUUUUCCAAGCAGAACCUAUCCUGCAAGUAACACUUCUUCCAACACCCCCUUCACUGCCCAACAUAUCACCUAAGUAACAGAAGUUCUUAACUAUCUCUAACGAGCCACUGUUGUACAUCAUUCAAGCUGGAAAUACUUCAUUCUCUAUAAUCUCACCUUUGCAACGCUUGCAUACAAACUGUAUGCCAGCUCUUAACCUUCCACUAAUACUACUGCACUUCUUAUGUACCCAAUGCUUGCAAGUCUGACAAAAAAUUGAGUUACUACCAACCCCUUUCCUGCAAACUCCACAAG
Hydractinia symbiolongicarpus is the source of this 1185-nucleotide messenger RNA. RefSeq lists its product as uncharacterized. Bases 132 to 968 code for a protein of 278 amino acids. The transcript is spliced from 2 exons. The record is from RefSeq and is a predicted model, not a curated record. NCBI's taxonomy places the organism in Eukaryota, Metazoa, Cnidaria, Hydrozoa, Anthoathecata, Hydractiniidae.